Molecule: messenger RNA, 1514 nt
Organism: Ziziphus jujuba (common jujube)
Lineage: Eukaryota; Viridiplantae; Streptophyta; Magnoliopsida; Rosales; Rhamnaceae
Product: probable inactive chitinase-like protein LaCIC
Exons: 3
Coding region: 283-1242 (319 amino acids)
Biological process (GO): cell wall macromolecule catabolic process; chitin catabolic process; carbohydrate metabolic process
Molecular function (GO): chitinase activity; chitin binding
Source: RefSeq, a predicted model, not a curated record
GACUUUAAAAAAUUUGGAAAUACACAAAGAAAAGUCUGACUUUCUAAUAGCCGCCUUGUACUGUGCUCUGCUUUUUAUCUAUUUCUUCAUUUUGAGUAGGAUAGCAGAUAUCAUGGUACAUUGUUUUAUACAUAUGUGUAUAUAUUAUAUAUUGACAAUCAUAUUUAUUUGUUAAAAUCCAAAAUAUAAAGACUAAUAAAUCAUUAACAUAAGCUAUAUAUUAAAGCUGACCCUCCACUCCCUACCAUCUUAGAAAUAAUCAAACAAUAAAAAACAGAGAUUAUGAUGAAAUUGAAGUUCUGGGCAUCAUUGACAAUAGUUUACCUAUUGUUUACCCUCCAAGGAAGUUCAGCAGAGCAGUGCGGAUGGCAAGCCGGAGGUGCUGUGUGCCCUGGAGGACUGUGCUGCAGCCAGCAUGGAUGGUGCGGCGACACCCCUGAAUACUGCACAACCGGAUGCCAAAGCCAAUGCUCCGGCGGCGGUGGUGAAGGCGGCGAUCUCCCGAUCUCAAGGUCCACUUUUGAUGAUUUUCUUAAGCAUCGAAAUGAUUGCCCCAGCAAAGGCUUUUAUAGCUACGACGCUUUCAUUAAUGCUGCCAAAGCCUUCCCUGAUUUUGGUACUACCGGAGACGAUGCCACUAAGAAAAGAGAGAUUGCUGCUUUCUUAGCCCAAACCUCCCAUGAAACUACCGGAGGAUGGAACGGUGCACCAGAUGGUCGACAUGCUUGGGGAUACUGCUUUAUUACAGAACAAAACCCGGGAAGUGAUUACUGUUCUUGGGAUUAUCCAGAUUAUCCAUGUGCUUCGGGACGAAAAUAUUUCGGUCGUGGUCCAAUUCAACUUUCAUGGAACUACAACUAUGGUCAAUGUGGAAGAGCAAUAGGAAUAGAUUUACUGAACAACCCAGAUCUUGUUGCCUCGGACGCUGUGAUUUCAUUCAAGACAGCAAUCUGGUUCUGGAUGACUCCGCAGUGGCCGAAGCCCUCUUGCCACGAUGUGAUCACGGGAAGAUGGAGUCCUUCUAGUGCCGAUUGGGCAGCUGGUCGAGCUCCUGGUUAUGGUGUUACCACCAAUAUUAUCAAUGGCGGACUUGAAUGCGGUCAAGGUUGGAAUGAGAAGGUGGAUGAUCGAAUUGGGUUUUAUAAGAGGUACUGUGAUCUUCUUGGGGUUGGGUAUGGGGAUAACCUUGACUGCUACAAUCAGAGGUCAUUCGCGUCUGGUCUUUUGCUGGGGAAAAUAUAAAUUAGUUAAUAUAUUAUUGAAAAUGUUAAAAUAUUUUCAAUAAUAUAAGGUGAAUUAUUAGUAACGUGGUCUUUAAUUUUCAUGUUUUGUGGGUUUCUGUUGUUGUCGUCACGGCUAUAGUGACCAUAUAUGUAUGAUAUGAUGAGAAAAUAGCCGUGAAAAUAAGUGAAUUCCCACAAAAAUAAAUAAAUAUAACCAUGAUUUUAUAGCCUAAUGUAAUCGACCCAAAAUAAUAUAUGGAUGCUGCCGCGGGAUUGUCCGUUUCUUUUCUA